Molecule: messenger RNA, 4723 nt
Organism: Electrophorus electricus (electric eel)
Lineage: Eukaryota; Metazoa; Chordata; Actinopteri; Gymnotiformes; Gymnotidae
Gene: naa25
Product: N-alpha-acetyltransferase 25, NatB auxiliary subunit
Biological process (GO): N-terminal peptidyl-methionine acetylation
Cellular component (GO): NatB complex; cytoplasm
Molecular function (GO): protein binding
Source: RefSeq, a predicted model, not a curated record
GUAACCUCCAACAUGGCGGCAAGGGGCCAUGUGCAAGACCCUAACGACAGAAGACUGAGACCUAUUUACGAUUACCUUGACAAUGGCAAUAACAAGAUGGCAAUCCAGCAGGCCGAAAAACUUCUGAAGAAACACAGGGAUCUUCACUGUGCCAAGGUCCUGAAGGCUAUUGGUCUGCAGCGCACAGGCAAGCAGGACGAAGCCUUCACCCUCGCCCAGGAGGUGGCUGGCCUGGAGCCCACUGACGACAACUCCCUGCAGGCUCUCACCAUCCUGUACCGGGAGAUGCAUCGACCGGAGUUGGUGACUAAGCUGUAUGAAGCCGCAGUCCGGAAGGUUCCGACCAGUGAGGAGUACCACUCCCAUCUCUUCAUGGCUUACGCCCGUGUCGGGGAGUACAAGAAAAUGCAACAGGCUGGGAUGGCCCUCUAUAAGAUUGUUCCUAAAAACCCAUACUACUUCUGGUCAGUGAUGAGUUUAGUGAUGCAGGCCAUCUCCGCGCAGGACGAGAAGCUCUCCCACACCAUGUUUCUGCCUCUUGCUGAGCGUAUGGUGGAGAAGAUGGUCAAAGAGGAGAAGAUCGAGGCUGAGGCAGAAGUGCAGCUGUAUUUUAUGAUUCUGGAGCGUCUGGGGAAAUAUGCGGAGGCGCUGGAGGUCGUGCGGGGACAGCUCGGAGAGAAGCUCACUAGUGAGCUGCAAAGCCGGGAAAACAAGUGCAUGUUUCUGUACGGUCGACUGGAGCAGUGGCCCGAGUGCAACGCCCUGUCCCGAAAACUGCUGCUGAAGAACCCUGAUGACUGGCAGUUCUACUUAUCAUAUUUUGAUUCCUUAUUCAACCUCAUUGACCAGAGCUGGACACCACCUGAAGAAGGCAAUCACUCCGCCGAGGGCGAGGUGCACUGCUCCGUGGCCCAGGCCAUCGGCUUUGUGGAGGAGCGGCUAGCGUCCGAGGAGGUGAAGGAGACGCGGCCCCUGCGGGGCCCCUACCUGGCCCGCCUGGAGCUGAUCAGCCGCCUGCGUCAGAGGGGCUCCCCUGACGAGCAACAGCUGGGAGAACCUCUCGAGCUGAUGUUCCAGUACUUUGUGAAAUUUGGAGACAAGCCAUGUUGCUUCACGGACUUGAAGGUGUUUCUACACCUCCUUUCGCCGGACCAUUAUGUCCAGUUCGUUAACAGGCUGACGGAGGCCGUGCCGCUGGGGCCAGUGGGCGAGGAUGGCGUGGCACUGCCGGGCGACACCCGCGCCCUCCAGAGGCACCUGGGCGCGGCUCAGCUCAGCCGCUGCCUGGGCUUACAGCACGCGCUCAGCACCGACGGCAAACUGGCCCUUAUCCAUGAGCUCAGGGCACACUACCGUCACGGCCUGCAAUUCGGGACAUCCUGUCUAAAGACUGAGCUGCAGUUCUCCGACAUGUACUGCCUCAUGGCUGCCCACGUCUACAUUGACCUGUGGAUAGAGACGGGUAAGGAGCACGUGCUGUGGCAGUGUCUGGGUCUCCUGGAGGAAGGCCUGGCACACAGCCCAUCCAACGCCCAGAUCAAGCUGCUCCUCCUGCUCCUCUUCUGUCGCCUGGGCGCUUUCGAGCCCGUGGUGGACCUUUACUCCAGCCUGGACGCCAAGCAUGUUCAGCAUGACACCAUAGGAUACUUACUGACCCGCUAUGCCGAGUCCUUGGGCCAGUUUGCUGCUGCCUCCCAGGCGUGUAACUUCUCCCUCAGGUUUUUUCACUCAAACCAGAAAGAUACCUCAGAAUACAUCAUUCAGGCAUACAAGUACGGCGCGUUUGAGAAGAUCCCCGAGUUCAUCGCCUUUAGGAACCGCCUGAAUAACUCGCUGCACUUUGCCCAGGUGCGCACAGAGCGGAUGCUGCUGGACCUCUACCUGGACGCUGACAUAUCGUCCACGUUAGAAGAAAGUGUGAAGAACAUGUCCUUGUGUCCCGAAGAAGACGACAUCCCCUGGGACAGCUUGCGGGACAACCGUGAUCUCGACGUGUUUGUCAGCUGGAACCCGAAAGUCCAGCAGCUGAGCAAGGAGCACCGGCAGCUUUCUCUGGAGGAGGAGUCUCUGUGGCUCCGCCUGCGCUCCCUCACGCUCCGGCUGGCCGGCUGCCUCUCGGGCCUGUGCCACUCGCCGCAGGCCCCACCCCCGGCCACGCCCCAUGCGCAGCGCAACGCAGAGAAGAGUGCAGAGAACGGGGUGGCGUCCAAACCCGCCGACAUGCAGCCGCUGCUGGGACAGCUGGAGCGCACGCUCGGCCAGGCGGCACAGUUCACCGACAAGCACGCACACCAGCAGUACCCGUUCCUGGGCCCGCCCCCCACGCGCCUGCCCCAGGCUCUGGCCAACGGGUCAUGCCAGUGCCAGCUGGUCGCCCUGCAGCUGCCCCUGCAUGUCCAGGAGCUGGAGACCUCCGGCCUGGAUCAGUCAGCAGAGCUUCAGGCCCAAAUAGCAAAUCUCUUCAAAUCAUUAACAGUACAACUUCAAGAUAUGCUAAAUAAAUGUAAAGGUGACUUACUGGAAGUGACGGAUGGCCGAUGCAGGGCGCAGCCCUCUCUGCUAGAAAACCUCGUCUUCUUUGUCGAGACCGUCUGUGUGGUCUUGUGGGUGUCCAGUCACUGCAGCGGCACGCUCCGACCGCUAAAGUCCAGUUUGCAGAAGAAGAAAAAGAAGAAAAAGGAAACCAGUACAGUGACACCAGUGGUGCUCUCUGGAUUCCAGGAGUUUACUGCCAGCCUGCAGACCCUUCUCAGCCAGGCAGUGGAGCAGAUCCAGGACCAGGAGAGCAGCCUGACGGCGCUGAAGCUUGAGGCCCUAUCUCUUGAGGGGCUCCCACAGGCUGAGGAUGAGAGGACCUUCAUAAAGGCCGCCAUGGACAAAGUGCAGAGCAGUUACCUGCGCUCACUGCAGGAGGUCGGAGAUCUGCUGCGCAAAAGAGCCGACACGCUAAAAUCCCUGAAGAUCUGAACCAUGGCUGUGAUCAGCACCACCCACACAACCCACAGUCCACAUCUCCUCAGUGCUCCCCGAAACACACUCACUCUCUUACACACUCACUCUCUUACACACUCACUCUUUUUCUUUCUGUGCUUCAGAAUGGUCCAGUCAUUUAUUUUCCUACUCCUUGCUCUUUCAUAUCUUGAACACACACACACACACACACACACACACACACACACACACACACACACACACACAGACAGCCACUCCCACAACUCGACUGCUUCCGCACAGCCAAUGACGCCACUCUGAGCCACCAAUCCAGUGAAUACACGCGUCAUCCUCUUCCUGGUGAACUAAACGGGCAAGCAAAUAAGCAAUUUUACAAGAGCUACUCUAUAAAUUAUUGUACAUAGUGUGAAGAUCUACGAAUAUCCGCGCCGAAGUUUCCAGAAUUAAAGUGAAUUCUGCUUUGUCCUUGUAGUUGUUGUGGCCUCCCUGUUACUACCUAGCACGAGCUGGCCCUCUCGGUAGCUUCUCCUCAAACGCGUUCGUUCGUCUAGCGCUCGUUCUUCGGUUCCGCUGACACAGCUUUUUCCCACCGAGCCCCAUGACCCCUGCGGGCAUCGACGCAGCCGUCCUGGGUGUGGCCGUAGAGCGGUCCCCCCCACCCUCCCAGGCCUCACAGGACCGCCCCGUCUCACCGUCGCUUCACGCGGCGUUAACAGUGGCCUUUGCGGAGGGGAGUGAACAUUGCUACAGAAAAGAAAUUUUCCAUUAGCAUUGAUCUUUUUUUUUUUUGUCCUCGUUACUAUGAGGUGAGCUUAUGUAGGGCACUGACAUUAUGGAAUACAUAAAGACCUCGUAACGCAAGGGCCGUGUAUACUGCAAGAUGUAGCUUUCGUACCUGCGGUUUGUUUUCAGCUGCAGGAAACCACCUGCGUGGUCCAUUAUUCACAGUGAGAAACACUUUCGUAGUGUCGGACAGUGAAAUAACGUCCAGUUACAUGCUCACGUUAUUGAAAAUCUGGAUGGUCAAAGUGGAGGCUCCUGUCUGACUCGACCAGGGGCGUCUGUUGUACUGCAUUACGAGUUUCAGUUGUUUAAAAAGGGGCCGAACACUUUUUUUAAAAAAAACAACAAAAAAAACGUUUACUGUUUAUACUGUUUAGGGAAAAUAUGUAAAUUGCACUGAGGUCCCUAAAAUUGUGAGGAUGAUUUUUAAUACACAAAGAAGUAUAUCAAAACAAAAGCAGCAUCACAAGUACAAACAUCUGAAGUAGGUUCCCCCCCCUCAUUUAACAAGGGGAUUACAACAUCAGGCUUAACUGUUUACAUGUUUCAUUAGAAAAAAAUGACAUUUCAUAUUUAUAGUGUGGGGGGAGUGUUCCACAGGCUAUAGCUUUGCUCUGCUUAGAGUUGUUUUGGGUAAAGGGGUCAAUUUCUUCUUUGUCAUUUUUUAUUUUAAUCUGAUGAGAGGAGAGAGGAUGGGUGAUGCGAAUGAGUUCUGAUGUUUGACAUUUGAAGCUCUCCAACUGAAACUCCAGUAGGCAACGUCUGGACUGAAGAGCUUGUACUGAGGUGCUGACAAUCUGUCAUCUCUCUCUACUUUCUUUUGUUAGGAAAAUUGAAAAUAAAAUAAAAACACUGGAAUGUGAAAGGAUGUUUUUUAAUAAAAUGUAAAUGUACCAAAAAUGAUUGUGUACAGUUGCCAUGUCAAAACAAGCAAUGCAAAGUUUUAGAAUGUAAUACUUAAGUAUAAUAAAUACAUAAUCUUAUGGCA